This is a messenger RNA of Racocetra fulgida, 616 nucleotides long. The record is from the annotation of a GenBank genome assembly. Lineage: Eukaryota; Fungi; Glomeromycota; Glomeromycetes; Diversisporales; Gigasporaceae.
ACAUUUCUCAUGUUUGUCUGUCGCCUAAUCUUUUUUCGUCUUCAAGAAUCUCCAAAGUUUCUUAACACACAAGGUCGCGUACGCGAAGCUACAGCAGUUUUACGUAAAAUUGCUAAAAUAAACGGAAAUUCUAUAGAAAUUAAAGACAAUGAGAUUCCAUCCACAACAGACAAUUCGAUUAAUUCUAAUUAUGUUGGAUCAUCAAAUGAUAAUUCCCAAUCAGUCAGGUGUUUAUCUGACCCUGUUGGGUGGUUAUCGUUAAAACUUCUCCCAAUUAAGCCACUCUUCAAAUGGUUAGGUCUGAGUGAUGAUAAAAAUACUGACGGCAAAUCUUUAAUACGAGAGGUAUUAAGAGAUUAUUUGAUAUACUCUGUUUGUGGGAUUCCAGGAUCUUUAUUUGGAUCCUUCCUUAUUGAAACAAAAUUAGGUCGCAAAGGUAGUAUGGCUCUAGCGACUUUUGGAACUUCACUGGCAGUAUUCUUGUUCUCUACUGUCCGUUCUCGUUCUGGUGAAGUCAUUUCUUCAGCUAUGGUCAGCUUUUUGGCAACCCUUAAUUAUGCUGUAAUAUAUGGGUACACUCCUGAAGUAUUUGAAGUUAAAUUAAGGGGUACUGCAA